AUGGCUUUGAAGAUCUUUGAGAUCGAUUCCACACUUCGUGGCUGUGAAGGUCAAAUCUGGGAUCGAGUCAAUGGCUACAGGUGGUGGAAGAAUGAGUUGCAAGAGAAGGAGAAUGGCAUGGCAGAGUUUGCUGAAGGAUACAAGAUCUUUGGCUUCAAUCGCACCAAAGGUGGAUAUGUCUACCGUGAAUGGCUCCCCAACGCCAAGCAGGCCUUCCUGAUUGGUGAGUUCAACGGCUGGCAGAACAGCACACCGCUGCAGAACGAAGGCUUUGGCCGUUGGAAGGUGGAUCUGCCCAACAAGGAGGAUGGUAGCCCCAUGAUCCCGCAUGCCAGUCAGUUGAAGGUGCGCGUGGAAUCGAACGACGGUGGAUGGCAUGACCGCGUGCCUGCUUGGAGCAAGUUGGCUUGGCAAGAUCACACCACCAACCUCUUCAACGGCGUCUUUUGGGAGCCGCCGGAGGAGAAGCAAUAUGUCUUCCAGCACGCUCGCCCGGAGAAGCCCGAGAACCUGAAGAUCUACGAAGCACACGUCGGGAUGGGCUCGGUCGAGCCCAAGGUGGCCACUUACGUGGAGUUCGCCGAUAACAUUCUCCCGCGCAUCAAGCGCAUGGGCUACAACUGCGUCCAGCUCAUGGCUGUGGCGGAGCACGCUCACUACGGCUGCUUCGGGUAUCACGUGACCUCGUUCUUCGCGCCGGCCUCGCGUUCGGGGACCCCCGAAGAGCUGAAGUACCUGGUCGACACGGCCCACGGUCUUGGAAUUCAUGUCUUGAUGGACCUGGUCCAUGCGCACGCCUCGUCCAACACCCUGGAUGGCAUUGCACAGAUGGAUGGCACUGAUCAUUGCCGCUGGGACCCAAGGGCCACCACAGCGAGUGGGACUCGAAGAUCUUCAACUACCUGA
Durusdinium trenchii is the source of this 906-nucleotide messenger RNA. The record is from the annotation of a GenBank genome assembly. Lineage: Eukaryota; Dinophyceae; Suessiales; Symbiodiniaceae.